Messenger RNA from Blastocystis hominis, 837 nucleotides. RefSeq lists its product as hypothetical. Lineage: Eukaryota; Bigyra; Opalinata; Blastocystidae. The transcript has a single exon. The coding region runs from base 1 to 837 and encodes 278 amino acids. The record is from RefSeq and is a predicted model, not a curated record.
AUGAACUCGUCUCUAAAGUUGCUAAUGCGGAUCGCCAUUUGUUCCUACAGUUUAUCCAAUACGAUCUCAAUUCACUCUCAACUUAUCGCGAAGGACUUUCUGGGUUCCCUUCUCGGUGACGAUCAAAUCCUUCGUCUACAUGUCAGCUCCACGCUCGGCGCAACGAGUGAGGAUUUCACAAAAUUGCAGAACAUCAAUGCGCAAAGCUCGCGAAGACACUCCGGCAGUUCCGGUUCGAUGUUCUCCAUGAUUUGGCCGACGCGUUCAAAUAGCGUCGGCUGGAGGAACAGCUCUUCGCUCACUUGCUCGCAAAUGUCCCCGAGCCGAUCUUCCACCGUCUUAAUCACGGCCAUAUUGCAGUUCCCCGGCGGUUCCUCGCGCAUUCGGACGUGUUCUCUGUGCCGUUUAUCUCCCUCGCUGCGAUCCGUCUCCAGCAACGAAUCCCCCUCCGCGGUCACGGUAACCGCACCGAUCGGCGACGCGGACCCCAUCUGCGUCUCGCCACAUUUCUCGGAGUCAGCGGAGGGAGUCGAGCUGGCUACUUGGAGAUCGGACAGAGGCUGCAGAAACUCGCUCACCUCUCCGAUUUGCUCUCGCUCGCGCACCAAUCGUCGAAUCUGCGCCCCCUCGUUCUGCACACGCGCCACUUCCGCCCGGUUGAAUCGCUACCCAACACACAAACUCCCUUUCCACACCUCCAUCUGCGCGAUUUCUGCGCGAUACCACGCGGUCGCGCGCGACUCCACAUCACAAAACCGACGUAGAAGCAGUCGCUUGAGCAUGAGCAGCUGCUCGCGCUCGCGCAUCCACAGCUGGAGCGUUGAAAACGCGCUCUGA